AUGGCACCGAGUGCGCCCCAGCUCCCAGUGAAGUUUCCGUGUUGGUGUCGAGCAGUCUAUUCCUGGGGAGGAGAGACAACGCGAGAUCUCGGUUUUGUCGAAGGCGACUUGAUCGAAUGCUUGAAUGCUGGAGAUGGACAAUGGUGGAUGGGGCGUUUGCGCCGCGAUAGGCGUGCCGUUGGGCUCUUUCCGUCCAACUUUGUUGAGCUUAUGAGCAAGGACUUUGUUCCUGUUAGUCGCGAUACAAGUCCAAUGGUAUUGGCCGGGUCUUCGCCUAUCAACAAUCCAACAUCAGCCCCGAAAAAGACCAAGACGGUCUUUCGCAAACCUUUCCAGGCGCACAAGGAGGGUCUGUCACCAGCCUCCCAGAUGGCACGGAGUGGAUCCAAUACUCCCGUGAAGAGCUCAAUUCCACAGACACCACCUCGAGCUGGCAGUGUACCGAGGAAGGUCAAGCCCCUGCGCACGCAUGCAUCUGCAGUCAAGAACCAGGGAUCACUAUCUCGCCCGUCGUCGGUGUCUUCUCGUCCUUCGUCGCGCGGGGUGUCUGUGUCUCCUCGUACAUCGAUGGAGCCUGAGAGAUCUCCAUCAACUAUGAUGCACCGUGGCAGUAUCUCGUCCUCACGCCCGUCCUCGCGCGAAGUUUCACCUAUGCCCCGGGAAGUUUCCCCAAUGCAACCUUCACCGAUGCACCGUGCCGUUUCUCCUAUGCCUCAUCGCGCUGUCUCUCCGAUGCACCAUCCAGCCUCCCCGAUGCAAAAUCCUCCUUCUCCGAUGCAUAACAAUUAUCAUCACCGCGAAAUCUCGCCCAUGGAGCGUGAAGUAUCACCAAUGCAGUUGCAGAGGCGCGAGGAAUCUCCUCCACCGCCGCCGCCACCUCCCCAUCGAGUCGCUCUCACUCGCGCUCCUUCGCACUCCCCUCAACCGCCUCAGCAUCAUCAUUUUCACCAGCGUGCUCAUUCUCCUCAGCCACCUCAACCACCUCGAUCUCCACAGCCUCCCAUGCACCAGCAGCAGCGCCAUUUGCGUUCUCCACAGCCCCCUACGCAUGCUCCGCGCCCUUCGCGCUCUCCGACGCCUUUGAAUAUGAACGACCGCUAUGUUAUAUUCGCACGAACGCCAUCGCCCGGAGCAGCAUCCACCCACUCCGUCCACUCCGCAGUCUCGGCUCAGUCAGACAUGAAUGGAAAUACGCCCUCCCCAUUGAGGGAUGCAAUGGAAGACGUUAUGACUUCAUUGGAGGACAUGGGGCUUCCUCGCGAACCGCCCUCGCCAUCCCCACGACAAGCCCCGUCUCCUUCACCUCCACCCCCAACGUUUAACAACCCUUGGUCUGCAGAUGACUAUAAUGAGAUGAAUGACCGAACUCCGCCUGCACGUAGACGGCCUUUGACGUCGCUCGGUUUCGACGGGCAUAAAGAGCAACUCCGUGGCCUUUCGGCCCAGCGAAACAGCGUCUAUUCACAUGACCACUACAUGGAUGGUCCACCUCAACUGAACAAUUACGUGCAAAGGAUGGAGAGUCGCCUGCGGCAAUUAGAGGACCAGAAUCGACCACCCGAGGACGAGGGAGGUGGCGCCGAGGAGGAUCAACCCCCGCCGCCGCCUCCAAAACAUGCAAGCUACCACCCACGACACAAUUCCAUUGCAGGCCAGUACGCGCAAGCCCGGUCUGGGCAAGAUCAAAGGAGUGACAUACUCAACCGAUCUUUCACCAACAAGUCGAGUGCAACUACAUCCAGUGGUGUACAGAGCGUCGGGACUACCAUGACUAGCAGUACGGAUAAGACGAGCCAAAGCUUGAUGAGCGGUAUCUCCGCUGGUGGUUUCAGUGCAACCAGUGCCGGUAGUUAUGCUAGGCGGAACGGAGCUCACCAGCGGCCAAACACUGCCAUGGAUACUGUUCGUUCGCGGGGCUUCAGUGAUGCUGGAAACCUCGAUAGGCCAGAGACCCCACUGACAGGAAUCUCCUACCACUCUAGCCACAACACGUCUCGUCAGGGAGCCUCGUCUGCCAUUCCUUGGUCCUCUGCAGACAAUGAUGCGGGAGAUUCUGGUGGAGUAUUUGGUGGUCUUUCAACGCCCAAGACUAAAAAGCAAGGCUUCUUCAAGAAGAUCUUCGAGUCUGCCAAGACAGGUGCUGCGAGCGCGAGAAGUAGCAUUUCGGUUGGCCAUAGCUCCCCUUCUCCAACCAAGGGAAACAGGGUACUUGAUGUUGUGUCGCCUCUCCUCACUAGCCAUUCCAAUCGUGAAACGGCGCGAGACAUGGGCAUGAGUGCCAGCUCCAUUGACUGGGUGCAAGUCCGUCGAGAUGUCAAUCGGGCAUCAUCACCCAGUCGGAACGAGAGAAUUGAAAGGGCUGAGCGGUGCCAGAUGAUGGAUCAUCCGGUCAUCUAUGCCAUCGAGGAACUGUACGACACUGCGGAAGGUGACGAGAGCAUCGAUGGACUACCGAUCAGUGAGCCCACGAAUUUCAACGCCGGGAACCUCACUCUUGUCGACAAGAGUGCGCGGUUUAUUAAUAGUAUUCCGCCACUCACCAAUCCUGUGAGCCUUGCUCAGGGUUACAUUUGCCGACCAUACAAGAGCGAUGUCCAGCGUCUGCGGGCAAUCUUCACCUGGGUCAGCGAGAAGAUUGCAUGGGAGGAGCCUGUUGACGGGGUUGAGGUGGACAUGAAGCGAGUGCUUCAGGCUAAACGGGGCAGCCCUCAAGAAAUUGCUUAUUUGGUGCAUGAAAUGUGUGCAGCCGUCGGUCUGCAUGCUGAGACGAUUCGUGGCUUCCUAAAGAAUCCCGUUGAUUCCCUUGAUCUUGACAGUCUCUCUCGUCCCAAUCACUGGUGGAAUGCGGUCCUGGUUGAUGGGGAGUGGCGCAUUAUGGACUGCGCGCUAGCGAACCCUACGAACCCCCAGCGGAGCAAGUUUGUCACCAACAACAUGUCGAUCGCCGAAAACUGGUACUUCCUCGCCCGGCCUCUCGACAUCUGCUUCACCCACGUUCCACUUUACCCUGAAGAGCAGCACAUCUGUCCUCCUAUCUCGCCAGAUGUCUUACUAGCUCUGCCGGGUGUAUGUCCGCAAUUCUUCAAGCUUGGUGUACAGUUCCCAGAUUACGAUACUAGCUUGAUGCGCAUCGACGGUCUCGAAUGCGUUCAGAUCCGCUUAGUGGUUCCUGCCGACGUCGAAUGUGCCGCCGAGGUCGAAGCCCCCGCGUUUGCUUGCGAUGCAGACGGGGACUUCUUUGAAAGUGGUGACAUUGUCCGCAAGCGCGCCCUGGUUCAACCAGACUGGUUCAGUGGUCAAAAACGGAUCACUAUCAAGGCUGUCCUGCCAGGAGAUGAAGGACAGGGUGUGCUGAAGAUCUAUGCGGGCAAGAAGGGCCUCAUGCACACCGGCCGCGACAUUCCUCACCCAAUGGCCCUUGCUCUUCCGAUGGUGCACACGGGAGAAAACCCGCCAUAUGACUUUGUCCUGCGUCAUCCCACGCCUCACGCCCAACGCCAUGAUCUGUACAUCAUGCAACCCCAGUGCUCUCGGCUUGCGGUUAACAAUACCUUCGUCUUUGCUGUGCGACAGCAUCCUUCCUCGCCUCAACCCCCGCCCAAGGAUGACUACAACGGCACCGGACGAGCUUCUCCAUCAGUGUUUACCCGCCCGUCCAGCGCCCUUAGCAUGGUAUCCAGUACCGCUGGUGCCUCGACAAUAUCGAGCAACUCCAACGAGUUCUCUGCAUCGACGUCUGCCAUUUCCUCGACCAGAUCUGCGUCUGGCCGCGACAAGCCGGCGAAAUUGGCCAUCCAGGCGCCCUCUGGCAAGAUCUUGCGUCUUACCCGGAAAGCAGACCACAUGAUUAGCUCGCCCGAUCCCAAUGGCUGCUCUGUUACCGAUGCUCCCGCCGAGGGCAGUAUAUGGGAAACGGUCAUCAAGAUUGGUGAGCGGGGCACCUGGCGUGGCCUGGUGCUUGCUGACCGAGUUGCACGAUGGUGUGUGUUUUGCGAGUGGGAGUGUGUGUGA
Messenger RNA from Penicillium daleae, 4011 nucleotides. Its product is annotated as putative SH3 domain protein (Cyk3). The coding region runs from base 1 to 4011 and encodes 1336 amino acids. Gene Ontology annotation, molecular function: protein binding. Gene Ontology annotation, cellular component: cytoplasm. Lineage: Eukaryota; Fungi; Ascomycota; Eurotiomycetes; Eurotiales; Aspergillaceae. The record is from RefSeq and is a predicted model, not a curated record. The transcript has a single exon.